UGAAGUGGUGGGGAUACGGGGAUGGAAUGGACCAGCGGACACGUGCCACCUGUCAUAGAUUCGGUGUUGGUACCUUUGCGGUAGCUGAUAGCGGCAUUAGUGGUAGAUUAGCCCGUGACGAGAGCUCAUCUCCAGGAUCAGCUCCAAAUAAUUUUUUAAAUCAAUCACAAUCGAUCGAUCCGCCAAAACAAUCGGCAAACAAGUCUCACAGAAAUAGUGAUCGAUUUUUCGAUAGGGUCUAGUGACCAGGAUAAAAAAAAAAUCGGUGAAAUUUGGAUUGGAAUUUUCUAAAUGACAUAUCGCGAUAUGGAGGUGGUGGAUCCUGGCACAGAAUCGGAGAAUCCUCCCCGGGAUUUGACUGGUUACACCUCAGACACCAGUGACGAUAGUGAUGAGGAGAGAAUACCACAGGCAAAAGCGAUAAAUCCAGUGACUAGUGCAUUUUCGAUUGAUAGUAUUCUUGGACGAAAGGACGGUAAUCGACGUGCAGCAGAAUCGAGUGUUGAUAAUCAUGAUGAUAAUGCCCCGGAGAACAGAAAUUAUCUCCUAGGGCCCACCGGAUUGUCCGGAAGACCCAACAACUUUUAUGAUCAGCAUACAAGUCCUCUCUACAGUCCUGGCUCGACACCCUCGAUCCCGGAAGGUCUACCAGAGUCACCAGGAUAUUCAGCUGCCUCCCUGGCAUCGGCAUCUCUCCUCUACGGCAGUUGGUUCACCCAAUCGAAACCCGGUCAGUUGUUCGGUCUCCAAGCGCCAAAACCGAGUGGCAGACGAUCACGAAAGCCAGGAGUUGACAGAAAGCCUCGUCAGGCGUACAGUGCAAAACAAUUGGAGAGGCUUGAAUCUGAAUUCAAGGUGGAUAAAUACCUGAGUGUGAGUAAACGGAUGGAGCUGUCGAAGACCCUGAGCCUCACCGAAGUACAAAUAAAAACUUGGUUCCAAAAUCGUCGGACAAAGUGGAAGAAGCAGUUAACAUCGCGGUUAAAAAUUGCCCAGAGACAGGGAUUAUUUCCAUCUGCGUAUUUCUCACCUGGACAAUAUCCUCUAUUGCCUUAUUACGCAGGACCAAUAAUAUUUGGAGCACCAGCGGGGGAUGAGCAAAUGGCAUCCAGCCUCUCCAUCAGUCAAUCAAUUUCAGUUUCCGAAGAAACGUAGAUGAUUCCACCGACCGGCU
Messenger RNA from Fopius arisanus, 1174 nucleotides. RefSeq names its product homeobox protein ceh-19. Lineage: Eukaryota; Metazoa; Arthropoda; Insecta; Hymenoptera; Braconidae. The record is from RefSeq and is a predicted model, not a curated record. Bases 292 to 1155 code for a protein of 287 amino acids. The transcript is spliced from 4 exons. Gene Ontology annotation, molecular function: DNA-binding transcription factor activity, RNA polymerase II-specific; DNA binding. Gene Ontology annotation, biological process: regulation of DNA-templated transcription.